Molecule: messenger RNA, 3842 nt
Organism: Penicilliopsis zonata CBS 506.65
Lineage: Eukaryota; Fungi; Ascomycota; Eurotiomycetes; Eurotiales; Aspergillaceae
Exons: 12
Coding region: 262-3654 (1130 amino acids)
Molecular function (GO): protein binding
Source: RefSeq, a predicted model, not a curated record
AAACGCGAGGGAUGAGUCGUAGCCCUUAGGGGACGUUUUAUUGCCUCUUGGAACAGGAAAAGACAUGCCCUUUGCUUCUUGUUUCUGCGAGAUGGCCGUGCUGUACGACCGCAAUGACACGCGUUGCAGCAACGCUCUAUUCAAAAUGAAGCCUUACCCAGUCGUUCUAUACUUACUUGUUUUCUCCCCGCCUCUCCCAAGCUGCUUCUGAGCCGUGAAGCAUCGCAUAUUCCCCGACUUUUGCUGCCCCCUCCGCCCAACAUGUCGCUGGAGUGCAGCCGUGUUACCAACGCCUCGACGGAGCGAGGAAGUUUGGAUCAAAGGAAGCUCGUGCAACGUAUUGAAAUCCAGAAGACACUGGAGAUUGAUACUACGACCAUUCGACCGGUUUACAACGGAUGCCGAAAGAAGGACCCUAAAGCCUUGAUUCUGCGGGGGGCAGAUAUAAUUGCGCCCAUUGCAAGGAAGCACCUGAGCAUAUCUGCACAGGAGUCGAUAUCACCGGCUGUUGCAAACUUCCAAGAGGCUUUGCGCUUGUUCCCCCCGUUUCGUGACGAUGACGGCGCUAUUCUAGGGGCGGUAGAUGUCAAGUGUUCAGACUGCGAGGCAAUCUUUUCGUCUUCGGAUGAACUUGGACGCCAUUACCUGACAAGGUUCUGCCCAGGAGCUGCGGUGAUCGUAUAUGUGAUGACCCGGGAUCGGCUCAUCACCAAGGGCUACAGGAUCGAGAAAAGGAUUAUACCUCUGGAUGGCCAUCCACUCCACUUCUUUUGCGGGAAGUGUGAAAGGCUCUUUGCGGUUGACGAUGACCAGAAGGUAACCAGACAUAAGAAUACACCCUAUUGCGUCGACUGCACACACUGCGGAGUAAAGUGCAAUAUCUCAUAUGAGCCCCCCAGUGGCGACCCACGCGAUGAUAUCAGCUUUCGAGAUGUCUCAAAAGACAUAGCUGGCAGUAUUCACAGCGGGAGUCCCAGCCUUACGCAGAAGGCUUUCGCGAGUUCAAAACCACUGCCACUCAUUCCCGGUGAGCAGACUUCAAAAGGGACAGCCGGCAGAUCCAGGGCACGGAAACUGCGAGAUUCCUGGUCGUUCAGAAAAUUCUCCCAGAGCGAUGAAGAUGAGUUGAUUGCCAUCAGUUUUGCUAGCUCCUACGACUUGGAACGAGUUCAUGCUCCUAAUGGAGUCUUCCAGCAAAUGAUUGAUUGCCAGCCAAACACUUCACCAACUGCGCAGCCAGCUAUUAUCACAGGAAUGAAGACACACAAUGAAGUCUCAGGGUUAGAUCUUAAAAGAUCUACAACAACACUUUGUGAGGAAGAAGUCGAUCAUCCGACAUCGAGCUCUCCAGAUUCCGACGGCGAUUUGCUCGAGCUCGAUGAUAACGAAGAACAUGCCGCUGCUGAAGACCCUCGAUUAUCGCGCAGACAGUCAUUUUUCCGCUGGGUUUUCGGAGAAAAACUGAGUAAAGGUUUAUCACGGGCUAGCUCAGCAUCCAGUCGCAGUGGCAAGAAAUUGAUCAAAAGAGCAAAUACCGUGCGAUUUUCAUUUGUGUCCAGGGUCUCUAAAUUUGAUGACGCGGAUGACGAAGAGAAGCACGAAGCUCAGGAAGACAUUCGAGCCAAGCAAGACUCGAAAAAUAUUGAAAUCGCAAAUAUAGGACUCCUCGACUUGCUGCGCUGCUCUCAGAAUAUAUAUGUGCACAUCCAGAAGCUUUCAGAGGGCGCUGUGGUACACGAUGUCUCUGGGCGGCAAAGAGUUUUGUCAAUGGAACAAGUAGCCCUUCUCUUUAUGCAGGUCAAGGACGAAGUUUCAGCAGCGACUAUCUGGUCUCGAACAACGACCACCCGACUUCGUGCGGAGGGUUCCUUGAAACAGGGGAAUUCACGAGCGGCAGUUGCCUUGUACCAUGAUGCUCUCAGGAUGCUGGACCACACUCCUGCUCUGGACGUCGACAGGUUGUCACGAGCUGGCAUGGUUCACGCUUUGGGUGAUGCCUAUCGCCAUCUCGAUAUGCCUGCCGAAUCGGAAGCGUGUUAUCUGGAGGCCUUAGGACUCUACAAGCGGUCCCUGGGCCGAGAUCACCCAAAGAACUUCGUUGUACUUCAGGACUUGGCCAGUCUUUGUGAAAAAGAUGGAUAUGCUACGGAGGCUGCCGCAUUGUUCGAACGAUCGUACGCUGGUAGGCUAAGAAGUUUGGGACAGAAUUCACCAGAGACAUUGAGUAGCAUGCAGGAUCUUGCGGCAAUCAAAGUCUCUAUUGGGGAUUUGGAGUCAGCUCUUUUCCUCCUGGAGAAGGCAGUCUCGUCCCUCGACACGGUGUUUGGCAUCCAGAACGAGAUGACCUUGACCGCCAUGGACAAGCUCUCAAUCUUGUAUCUGAAACUUGGUCUUGAGAAGGAGUCUCGGGCGAUAUCCGGCAAGAUGAUACCUCACUGUCGAACCUUCUUCGGGCUGAGUAGCCCCAUCACCAGGAACACGGUCGUACGCUAUCUUCACAAGUCCGACAACUUUGACUUCUCCGCUGAAGUGAAAGACGUCCUUGACCAGUAUCGCCGCUCACGAGACCCGGAUGCUUUACGGGUCAUCCACCGGCUGGGUAGAGCAUAUAUGGAUGCAGGCCUUAACCGCGAUGCGAGCUCUCUUUUCGAGACCUUGUUUGAGGAAUUCAUCGCGGUGAAAGGGAUGGAUGCACCGGAAACUUUCGAUGCCCUCAGUGCUCUCUGUGUGUCUCGUGAACAUCUUGAUUCGAUGGAGAAAGCUAUAGAGUCAUAUAGCCAACUCAUCCAUUUGGCCCGGCGGACACCAGAGGGCCACCAUUCCCGAAAACGGAUUGCAUAUUCGGAGAAGAGGAUCGCAGAUCUCAAUCACCGACGGGAAGUGCUCGCUGCCGAGAAGAAAAGCUGGGGUUUGAAUGAACAAAAACCCUGUGUCAACUGCGCAAUCACCACUGCCGCCCUUUGUAGCUCGUGUCAUAUCUUUCGCUUUUGCAGCGAGGCCUGCCAGCAGGCAAGCAGUCCAGAGCAUCUGCCAUGGUGUAUCCCAUCGGUCACCCUCCGUGAAUCCAAGUCCAUCGCCAUCAAGCCGCGAUGUCCGGCAUCCGCCCGCGAGCUGGCCAUUUCUAAAAUCCGGUUCGCCGACAGCAACAGCAUCAAAUCCGUGAAUGUGACCGCCAGUUACACAUAUUAUCUAGACCCGCGUAAUCUGGCGACCUUCCGGAUGAAGCUCAACUCGACCGUCAAUACGUUGAUCCUGUUCUCGACCGAGUCAGACAUCCGGUAUACGGUUCUGAAUGAUAACCAUAGCCACCCCAACACUGCCUCGGCAUCUACCAUUAAGCCCACAGAUGACACUUGCAGCCUGGAAGGGAUAGACUGGCUAACGCCCCAAUGCCAGGAGUUCAUCUGCCACAUCCCCGCUAAUGAAGCGACUACGUCGUCCACCGGGUCAUAUCUAAUGGUAACUCCGGGGAAAGAAAUGCUAAAGGCUAUCAUUGAGAAGCGGGUGAGCGUCCGCAGCGCGGCGGGAGAGAAGGAGCGGUUCCAGGCGCUCCAACUGCCGAAUGAAGAGCUCAUCGAGUACGUCCAGGGCCUGUUGGUCGAGGGGUACAUGGGCGAGGCGUUCAUGUACGUCCUUGAAUGGAUGUGGAAAUAGAUGGAGGGGGUAGUUGGGGGGUGCGAUGAAUGGGUUUCUCUGGGAUCUGGGUCUUUUUCUUCGAGUACUACUUGGUGCAUGAUAAGUUUUGGUACAUAAGACGGAGAGGAAUGUUCUGUAUGGCAAAACUGCUUUUUUAAUGAAUGUCGAUUAUGGAUCUAAUGAUAAUUCCUGUACUUCAAACCUGC